UAAUAUGUUUUUCACAAAAAAUAAAAAAAAAAUAUCUUGCUAACAACCUAUAUACCCCCAAUCAAACAAAACAAAACAACAAAAGAAUUCUUCUUCUUCUUCUUCUUCUUCUUCUUCUUUUGGAAUUCAGGUGUGGAUCCGUCUGUGUUGUUAGUAAAAGCUACUCUACACUUAAAUAGGUGAAAAUAUACAUAAUAUGGAGGGAUAUGAUAACGGGUCGUUGUAUGCUCCGUCGUUUUUGUCGCUAAAAUCUCUAUCAAAACCGGAUCAUGAGUUGCAUCAAGGCGAAGAAGAUGAGGGAUCAAAGGCUAGAUCAGAAGGUAGUUCGAGAAGCAUCGAGUUGAAAAAGAAGGGGAAGAAGAAACAAAGGUAUGCGUUUCAGACUAGGAGCCAAGUUGAUAUCCUUGAUGAUGGCUAUCGUUGGAGGAAGUAUGGACAAAAGGCCGUCAAGAACAACAAGUUCCCUAGGAGUUACUAUAGGUGCACAUAUGGAGGAUGCAACGUGAAGAAGCAAGUGCAAAGAUUAACAGCGGACCAAGAAGUCGUCGUAACAACCUACGAAGGAGUGCAUUCGCAUCCCAUCGAGAAAUCCACCGAAAAUUUCGAGCAUAUUCUCACACAAAUGCAAAUCUACUCUUCUUUUUAAUUAAUUAUUCUCACACAGCUGAGCUCUCUCAUUGUUGUAAAUUAGUUAUAAAAAAAUAGAAUGUUAAAAAUAAUUGUCCUAAUAAUCUAUAUACUAUAUAAAUAGAGAAAUAAAGUUAAGUUGUAUAGUUCAGGAUACAUAUAUGUAUGUAGUAUACAAUUUGGAGCAUUCUCUGAUAAGCUCAUGCUGUAAUUUAUUAACAGUGAAAAAAAGAUUCUUUUUAGUUA
This is a messenger RNA of Camelina sativa (false flax), 873 nucleotides long. It is a transcript of the gene WRKY75, whose product is annotated as WRKY DNA-binding protein 75. Lineage: Eukaryota; Viridiplantae; Streptophyta; Magnoliopsida; Brassicales; Brassicaceae. Gene Ontology annotation, biological process: regulation of DNA-templated transcription. The record is from RefSeq and is a predicted model, not a curated record. Gene Ontology annotation, molecular function: DNA-binding transcription factor activity; sequence-specific DNA binding.